AUUGACUAUUCAGCGCAAUGUUCUAUUCUGAGAGUAUUUGGAUACAACAGUCAACACAUUGCGGCUGACCGCGGCUCAGAACACACGUGCGCAAGACUACAUAAUACAGAGAAAAUGGCUAAAGUUGAUAUUAAAUACACCAAGUUGUUUAUCAACAAUGAAUUUGUGGAUGCUGUGAGCAAGAAAACUUUUCCAACACUCAACCCUCAAGAUGAGUCUGUCAUCACGCACGUCGCUGAAGGAGACAAAGCCGACGUAGACUUGGCAGUAGACGCAGCAGUGAAAGCCUUCCACCGGUAUUCGGAAUGGCGCGUCAUGGAUGCUUCCCAAAGGGGACGACUCCUCAACAAGCUGGCAGAUUUGAUGGAACGGGACGCUAAAUACUUGGGCGAGCUGGAAACUUGGGAUAACGGCAAACCUGUUGCUCAAGCGACUGGCGAGGUGUACUGGGCAGCCCAGGUUGUGAGGUACUACGCUGGUAAAGCUGACAAGAUUUUGGGAAAUACCAUCCCUGCAGAUGGCGAAGUUUUGUCAAUGACCUUGAAAGAACCGGUUGGUGUUUGUGGACAAAUUCUUCCAUGGAACUACCCCAUUCCUAUGUUUGUUUGGAAAAUUGCACCUGCUCUGGCCGCUGGAUGCACCGUGGUCGUAAAACCCGCGGAGCAGACACCUCUAACCGCGUUGGCAAUGGCCGCUCUGGUGAAGGAAGCCGGUUUUCCACCAGGAGUUGUGAACGUUGUAACCGGUUACGGACCCACCGCCGGUGCUGCCUUGACUAACCACCCUCGCGUCGACAAGAUGGCUUUCACUGGAUCCACCGAGGUGGGCAGAAUCAUAAUGCAGGGAGCUUCGGCCGUCAAUCUAAAGAGAGUUACCCUGGAGCUUGGAGGAAAGAGCCCCUUGGUUGUAUUCAAUGAUGCUGAUGUCGAAAAAGCCGCACACAUUGCUCACAGAGCAGCUUUCGCGAAUGCAGGCCAAUGCUGCGUUGCGGGAACCAGAACUUACGUUCAGUCAGGGAUUUACGAUAAGUUUGUCGCCAAGGCUGCUGAAAUUGCUAAGAACAGGAGUGUUGGAAACCCAUUUGAAAAUGUUCAGCAGGGCCCCCAGAUCGACACUGAAAUGUUUAACAAAGUUCUUGGCUACAUUGAGGCUGGUAAGAAAGAAGGUGCACGCUGUGUGGCCGGCGGCAGUCGCCAUGGCAACGUUGGAUAUUUCAUCCAGCCUACCGUAUUUGCUGAUGUCAAGGAUGACAUGAAAAUUGCGCGGGAAGAGAUCUUCGGACCAGUCCAGAGCAUCUUGAAGUUCGAGACAUUCGAAGAAGUCGUGGACCGUGCCAACGACUCCAACUAUGGUCUUGGAGCUGGCGUAGUGACAAAUGACGUCACUACGGCCCUAGCAUUCGUGAGACACGUUCGAGCUGGCACCGUUUGGGUCAACACGUACGAGCAUGUAGCCGUCCAGACGCCCUUCGGAGGAUUCAGAGAGUCCGGUAUCGGCCGUGAAUUGGGAGAAGACGGUAUUCAACAAUACUUGGAAAACAAGACCGUAACCAUUAACCUGCCAAAGAAACCAUUGCUGUAAUGUUCCCGAAUAAAUAUGACGUUCCAUUUUAAAGCCAAUUAAUUAUACACAACAUUUUUAUUAAACUGUUUUCUAUUUA
This is a messenger RNA of Zerene cesonia (dogface butterfly), 1660 nucleotides long. RefSeq names its product aldehyde dehydrogenase X, mitochondrial-like. The transcript has 11 exons. Bases 115 to 1581 code for a protein of 488 amino acids. Gene Ontology annotation, molecular function: aldehyde dehydrogenase (NAD+) activity. NCBI's taxonomy places the organism in Eukaryota, Metazoa, Arthropoda, Insecta, Lepidoptera, Pieridae. The record is from RefSeq and is a predicted model, not a curated record.